UUCUAAGGUAGCACUAUUGCUAUAGGUUCAUUGUGGGAAUGGAAAGGCAUCAUUAUUCGAAAUUUGGGGUUUUUCCUGGACAUGAUGACACUGUUGAUGGCCAUUGCUCAUUAUCUGCAUAUUUGGUUGCUUCAUGGCAUGGCAUUUCAUCUUGUGGAUGCUGUCCUUUUCCUGAACAUUCGGGCCCUUUUAAGUGCAUGCGUAAAACGUGCCAAAGGUUUCAUCAAAUUGCGGAUGGCUUUGGGGACCCUUCAUGGAGCACUUCCUGAUGCUACACUGGAGGAGCUCCGAGCAUAUGAUGAUGAGUGUGCUAUUUGUAGGGAACCAAUGGCAAAAGCUAAGAAGCUGUGCUGUAAUCAUCUUUUUCAUCUUGCAUGCUUGAGAUCUUGGCUAGAUCAAGGUUCAACUGAGAAUUACUCUUGCCCCACUUGUCGGAAGCCACUUCUUAUGGGCCAACCUGAAAAUGGGGUAAGCACCCGUGCUGCUGAAAUUUCAAGAGAUGAGCAGCUUGCUCGUGAAAUGAGUGCUGUACUUGAGCGGCCAAAUCUUCCUAGUCAUAACCUGCCCUCCGGAGUCUUCUCUAACCAGCCACAGAAUUCAGAAAAUGGUGAUCGGAG
Molecule: messenger RNA, 617 nt
Organism: Olea europaea var. sylvestris
Lineage: Eukaryota; Viridiplantae; Streptophyta; Magnoliopsida; Lamiales; Oleaceae
Product: E3 ubiquitin protein ligase RIN2-like
Exons: 4
Biological process (GO): positive regulation of plant-type hypersensitive response; protein ubiquitination; ubiquitin-dependent protein catabolic process
Cellular component (GO): cytosol; plasma membrane; ubiquitin ligase complex
Molecular function (GO): ubiquitin protein ligase activity
Source: RefSeq, a predicted model, not a curated record